Aspergillus pseudonomiae is the source of this 780-nucleotide messenger RNA. Its product is annotated as oxidoreductase, short-chain dehydrogenase/reductase family. Bases 1 to 780 code for a protein of 259 amino acids. The record is from RefSeq and is a predicted model, not a curated record. NCBI's taxonomy places the organism in Eukaryota, Fungi, Ascomycota, Eurotiomycetes, Eurotiales, Aspergillaceae. The transcript is spliced from 3 exons.
AUGUCUUUCUCAUACAAACACUUCCUCCUCAUCGGCGCGACCUCAGGCAUCGGCAAAGCAAUGGCCGACCGGCUCAUCGCAAGCGGCGCCAAAGUAACAGCCGUAGGAAGACGUCAAGAUCGACUGGACUCGUUCGUGCGCCAACACGGCGAAGACAGAGCGAGUGCGAUCGCCUUCGACAUCAGCAAGACCGAGCAAGCGACUCAGUUCGCCAAAGAAGCGUUCGCCCAGCACCCAGAUAUCGACUGUGUCUUUCUCAAUGCAGGCGUGCAACGUCGCCACAAUCUGACGAGCCAGGAGACAUUCAAGCUGGAUGAGUUCCUCAACGAAGUCCAUGUCGAUUUCACGAGUGUGGUGGCUCUUGCUCAUGCUUUCUUGCCGUAUCUUACGGCGAAGACGGAGCCUGUUAGCUUCAUCUUUACCGGGACAAACCUCGCGAUUGUCCCCGCUUGCCCCAUGCCGGCUUAUUCGGCAGCGAAAGCAGCGCUGAAUGCAUUCGUUCUUUGUUUCAGGGAGCAGCUCAAGUCGACCAAUGUCAAGGUGAUUGAGUUGUCUCCGCCCGCUGUGCAGAGUGAGCUCCACGAUUACAUGACACCAGAAGUCGGGCGGAAGGUCGGUAUGCCGUUGGAUCAGUUCAUCGAUGAGGCAUUCGCAGGAUUCCAGGCUGGUAAGGAUCAGGUGGUGGUUGGCAGUGUUGCCGAUGAGAAGACGUUCUACGAGGUUCUCAACAAGCGACGGGCGUUGUUUGAGACUUUGUCGAAGCUCUUGGGCUCAGUAUAG